GAAGACGUACGCUUUCUACAACAUCGGACGCUAUAUACUGUCACGCUGUUAAUUGCUAUCAAGUGCUUGCUAACAACUACGGUUUAUCCCAUGAGAGUUUGCUAUCAACAUUUAUCUGGGUUUUGCGUGUACAAUACCAGUAGUCAGUACUUUACUUUAUUAUUCAAACAUAUAAUUCAAAGUCGUUUUUCAGAUACAAUGGUUAGCAUGUCCUCUGUGGUGUCCAGUCUCCACUGUUUUCUGUAGAUUUAACAGAAGGGGAUUCGUUUCUCAUUUAAGUCAUCUAACUGUAGUUAGGGCAUUAGCUAGCUGUCAUGUCAGCCUCCAAGCGCCUGCUUUACAUCGCAAACCACAGAGUGUUUUGGACAUCGAUAUGGAGGAGAAAAGUCACCACCUGGUCACCCGUAGGAGCCGCUUUUAAUGCCAAACCUCUCAGAAGACUUGAGUCGUUUGACAAAAAUGUGGGUUUGUUCGGAGUCCCUGAACUGAACUCCCCAGCUGGAUUUGAGGUGGCCACUAAAAAGGCUCUGAAGGACACACAGGAGCUGUUAGAUAAAGUCUGCAGCAGCCCACCUGGAGUAGUUACUGUUGAAUCCUUUGACCAACUCUCAGAUGGCUUGUGCAAAGUGGCUGACCUGGCUGACUUUGUGAAAGUGGCUCACCCGGACCCGUCCUUCCGUGAUGCAGCAGAGAAGACAUGUAUAGAAAUUGGCACAGUUGUAGAAAAACUCAACACAAAUGUUGACCUUUGUAGAAGUUUAAAGAAUCUGUUGGAUGAGAAAAAGGUUUUAGAUCAGUUGGACCCAGAAACAAGGAAAGUGGCUGAGCUGUUCAUGUUUGACUUUGAGAUCAGUGGAAUUCAUUUGGAUGAAAAACAGCGAAAGGAGGCUGUCAAGCUUCAUGUCCAGCUAUUGGAUUUAAGCAACAAGUUUCUUAUGGGCUCUCACCUCCCAAACAGAAUAGCAAAAUCUGCUAUACCUGAGCACAUUCAUCGCCACUUUGCUACAGAGGGCAGUUACGUUCAGAUUGGGGGUCUCCAUGCUGAAUCCUCCGAUGACCUGGUUCGGGAGAUUGCCUAUAGGAUUUUCCUCUACCCAAAUGCAGAUAUGAUGGAUUGUUUGGAUGACCUGUUGAAAUGCAGGAACAAACUAGCCAAACUGGUUGGCUAUGAAUCUUAUGCACACAGAGCUUUACAGGGAACGAUGGCCAAAACCCCAGAGACUGUGAUGAAGUUCCUCCAGUCAUUGACAGAUAAACUCUCUGACAGAACUGCUAUAGACUUUGAGAUGAUGAAAGACAUGAAGACAAAACUCAACCCCCAUAAUGUGGAGCUUAUGCCAUGGGACCCUCCAUAUUUUAGCGGUGUGUUGCGUGCUGAAAGGUACAACAUUGAGCCAAGUUUGUACAGCCCUUUUUUCUCCCUGGGCUCUUGUAUGGAAGGCCUAAACAACCUCUUCACCCAGCUCUAUGGAGUUUCUCUCAACUCUGAACAUCCAAGUGCAGGAGAGGUGUGGAAUGAAGAUGUCCACAAACUGGUGGUUGUUCAUGAGACAGAGGGCCUUCUAGGAUACAUCUACUGUGAUUUCUUCCAGAGAGCAGAUAAACCCCACCAGGACUGCCACUUUACCAUCCGUGGCGGAAGGCAGUGCCAGGAGAGUGGGCAGUACCAACUGCCUGUAGUGGUGUUAAUGCUGAGCCUGCCCCACCCCACUAAAAGUGCCCCCACCCUACUCACACCAGGCAUGAUGGAGAACCUGUUCCACGAGAUGGGCCACGCAAUGCACUCUAUGCUAGGGCGCACACGGUACCAACACAUCACAGGAACCAGAUGCUCCACUGACUUUGCAGAGGUCCCCUCUAUUCUCAUGGAGUUCUUUGCCGCUGAUUAUCGUGUGGUGAACCAAUUUGCCCGACAUUAUCAAACAGGACAGCCUCUGCCUCAGAACAUGGUGACUCGUCUGUGUGAGUCCAAAAAGGUGUGUGGUGCGGCAGACACUCAACUACAGAUAUUUUAUUCUGCUUUGGAUCAGAUAUAUCAUGGAGAACCUCAAAACCGAUCAACUACUGAUAUCUUAAAGGACACACAGCAGAAGUUUUACGGCCUACCUUACAUUCCAAAUACGGCAUGGCAGUUGAGAUUUGGCCAUCUCAUUGGCUAUGGAGCAAAGUACUACUCCUAUCUCAUGUCUCGUGCUGUGGCCUCAAUGGUGUGGAAGCAGUGCUUUGUUAAAGAUCCUUUGAACAGGGACAUGGGAGAACGCUACCGUAGGGAGAUGCUUGCCCAUGGGGGAGGGAAAGAACCCAUGCUUAUGGUGGAAGGGAUGCUGCAGAGACGGCCCUCCAUUGAUGACUUUGUGGAAGCCCUGGUGUCUGACCUGAACCCAGACUUUGAGACCUUCAUCAUGGACUCUACAAGCUAAUUAACUGGUUCUUCAACUCUUCAGUAAAUUUUCUGCCAAGAAUUAAAUUAUAUUGCUGUGGCAUGGACUUGUGUGAUCAGAAGAUGCAAAUAAUCCUCCUUUCAAUGUAGCUAAAAAAUAACACUGUAAAGAAAUGCUAAUUUUUGUAAAUGUUUUAGUGUUCAUUUAUUUGGGUCAACCACACAUCUAUGUGAUACAUGAAGUGUUUAGAUCUGUGCAUAUACUGCAUGUAACAUGCGGCCUUUUGGCUCUCAUUUUGUUCACGGCCUAUUGAUGAUGCUAUAGAGUCAAAUCAGUCUCAAACCUUGCACACAGAAACCACUCUGAGGAAAGCAAUUAUAGUUGCUUUGUUUUUGUAUUAUAGAAAACUGCAUUGAGAAAGCAAAGACUGGAUUGUGUGGAAAAAUGUCUGCAUCUUCUGAAUUCACCCACACUUGGCUCGCUAACAAUGCUGUAAAUUGGUUAUACAGUAGCUUCCCAAUAUAUAUUCAGUCCCCUUAACUUUCUCCACAUUUUGUUUUGUAAUAUACAAUUUAUAAUUGAUUACAAUAUUAUUUGUGCCACCAAUCUACACAUAACACCCCAUAAUGUUUAUAACUUUUGGCAAAAUGGUAAUUACAAAACAUCAGCAAGCCAGGGGUUCUAAUCAAGGAAGUUGCUCACAAUUUCAGAAUUAUUAAAGGCAUGAAUGCAGAGUACUGUGUGGAACAGGACACUGAUUGUAUUCAAAUAGCUAACCUGUGUAUCCAUCAGAGUCUGUCUGGAACUUAUCCUUUAAACCAUGCCUUUCUUUCCAUAAAUUCUACAGUUAGUCUGGGCAGACUGGACGUAAAUUUAUUUCUUAGCUAGAAUGUGGGAGACAACGGCAUAGCUAUCGGGGAGAAGGGGAUGUGGCUGCACCAGGGCCUGCGGUGCGUGGGGGGCUGUGCUUGGCCUCUAUAAAUAUUUGUGUAUUUUUAUUUCAUAUUGUGUUUUUCUUUGUGGAUCUCACAAUCAGACGUUGGCUGUGUGUUUAAUCUAGAAUUACCUAGGUAUUACCAGGAUCGGCUUUACAUUAAAGUGACCAGAUGUCUGAAAUGAAAACUUGGGACAUUUCCAGUUUGGCGGUUUCCAGUAUCUGAUGUUAUCUAUGAAAUAAAAAAGAGGGGCAAUUCCGGUUUAGUUUAGUCUAACAGACACAUUGUGAUAGACAGAGAGAACAACCAUAUUACAGAAACACCACAAUCUGAACAACCAUUCAGUGGUUUUGGUUGUCUGGGCAGAAUAAGAGCAGAAGAGAACAUGAGCAAAAUUGAAAAACAGAGACCAUAGACUUUUUAUUCUACUACAAUCUUUCCUCUUUUCUUCACUCAACUUUCUUCAUUUCCUUCUCUUUACUUUUCCACCUCAUCUUCUACAAUCUCCUCGCUUCACUCUUUGUACUCCCUUCAUUUUCCCUUCUCACUCUCUUCCUUUCCAAUCUUUAAUAAUAAAUAGUACAUUAUCAAAUACUGUUGUUAACAGAUUCCCAUUGCAUGCCUCAUUUUUGUAUUUUAUCUCAAAAACAUUGUAAUCAUGUCUUUACCUUUCCUCCUCAAUCUCCUUCCUAUCUAGUCUUCCUCUAUUAUUCCUCUCCACUCUAACAGAAAGUAUUAUGUUAAUGUUAUCCAUGAAGAUUUCUUAAUAUAUUUUCACAAUACUUAUGUCAAAUCAUUAAAAUUGUAAUCUACAAAUA
Molecule: messenger RNA, 4134 nt
Organism: Esox lucius (northern pike)
Lineage: Eukaryota; Metazoa; Chordata; Actinopteri; Esociformes; Esocidae
Gene: mipepa
Product: mitochondrial intermediate peptidase a
Exons: 19
Coding region: 315-2420 (701 amino acids)
Biological process (GO): peptide metabolic process
Cellular component (GO): mitochondrion
Molecular function (GO): metalloendopeptidase activity
Source: RefSeq, a predicted model, not a curated record